Messenger RNA from Prinia subflava (tawny-flanked prinia), 1945 nucleotides. It is a transcript of the gene TMEM144, whose product is annotated as transmembrane protein 144. The record is from RefSeq and is a predicted model, not a curated record. The transcript is spliced from 14 exons. The coding region runs from base 286 to 1359 and encodes 357 amino acids. Gene Ontology annotation, cellular component: membrane. Gene Ontology annotation, biological process: carbohydrate transmembrane transport. NCBI's taxonomy places the organism in Eukaryota, Metazoa, Chordata, Aves, Passeriformes, Cisticolidae. Gene Ontology annotation, molecular function: carbohydrate transmembrane transporter activity.
GAGGCGGGCGGGCCGAAGCGCGGGGCGGCGCAGGCGCGGGCGCGGGCGGGAGGCCGCGUGUGUCACGGCAUAUUCAGUGAAGUCAAGUCUUUGAAGAAGUAGUAGCAUUAUUAUCUGCACUGCUCAGUGUCUACAGUGUCCUGGCAAUCACUGAUGGCCCUGCUGAAGCUGUGGAUAAAAGCAUAACCUCAGCAAAUACAGUUUUCAGUGUCCUGUGGAGUGUGGAGAAGAUUUUGUCAGGACCUGCAGCAAAACAACACAAAAAGAAGCACCUUCAGAACAAAGAUGAAUAUCGGAAAAGCUGACAGUGCUGUUAACGUCAGCAAUGGAACAGAUCUAGCUAUUGGCUUUACUUCUUCCACCGUAGCUGUCCUUCUGUUUGGGACAAACUUUGUGCCUGUCAAGAAAUUUGAUACUGGUGAUGGCAUGUUCUUCCAGUGGAUUCUCUGUGCCUCCAUAUGGAUAGUUUCUUUGGUGGUCAAUUUGAUCCAGAAUUGCCCCCGUUUUUGGCCUCUGGCUAUGGUUGGAGGUUUUGUGUGGGCUACAGGCAAUGUUACAGUUGUCCCUAUUGUUAAAACUAUUGGCUUAGCACUUGGUCUUUUGAUAUGGGCUUCUUUCAAUUUGCUGACUGGUUGGGCAAGUUCAAGAUUUGGUUGGUUUGGAAUUGACCCAGAAGAGGUAUCAAGACCAAUCUUAAAUUAUAUUGGAGCUGGACUUUCACUUGUAAGUGCUGUCAUAUUUCUUUUUAUAAAAACUGAAGUCCAGAGUUCUUCAGCUUCAUUAGAAAGCACACCUUUACUGAGAGAAAGUUCUAUUAAUGUUUCUGAAGACACCACAGAAGACUCGUGGGUGAACAAACUUUCUCCGGCAAAAAGGAGACUCAUAGGCUGUAGCCUGGCUGUAGUAGCGGGAAUACUCUACGGUUCCAGUUUUGUACCAGUCCUUUACAUCAAGGACCAUGGAAGGAGAAAUGAAACUGUAUACACAGGAGCAAGUCAGUUUGAUUUAGAUUAUGUUUUUGCACAUUUCAGUGGAAUAUUUCUUACAAGUACCAUCUACUUUUUGAUCUACUGUGCAGUCAGGAAAAAUAAACCUUACAUUUAUCCCCAAGCAAUAUUGCCAGGGUUUGUUUCUGGUGUGCUUUGGGCAAUAGCCAAUUGCUGCUGGUUCCUGGCCAAUCACUAUCUCAGUGCUGUCGUCAGCUUUCCAAUAAUUACUGCAGGUCCUGGCCUUGUUGCUGCAAUGUGGGGAGUCCUUGUAUUUAAGGAAAUCAAGGGACUGAAAAACUACGUGUUACUGUCAAUAUCGUUUUGCAUCAUCUUGGCUGGAUCGCUUUCCACAGCUUUUUCUAAAGUUUGAAAGGACCUUCUGGGCCAGUAGAUGGUGCUAGCGUUUAGCACAACUAGACAGUGUUGGUAGCUCACAAUACAUAGUCAGUUUCAAAAUGUAUGUCCAGCAUUUACCCUAACUUGCUUCAGCCAAAUGGAAAAUGAAAACAUUUGGCACGAAAGAAAAUCUGGAAAUACUUGUUUCUGUUUUUCUUGGAACAGUAAGAAAAUGAAAGGACUUUUUAAUCAAAGCUAAAUGAUUUUAUUGUUACUAAUUAUUAGUUAUUUUCAUUCAGGUGCUAAAAUUUGUCAUCAUAAAUUGCAGUUUACUCUUGUGAUGGUGGAUAGUGAUUUUAAUUUUAGUCUAUAAUACUGUAUGUGUUUGCAAGCUGAUUUGUUUAUUAAAACAUUUUCUUACUGACAAAUAUAUGUCUUGAAAUAUUCCUCAUGAAACCGAUACACAUGAAGAUAUCAAAACUUUUAUUUAGAAGCAUUAUUCUUAAAAAUCAUUAGCUUACAUAAAAAUGUUACCUUCAGUCACUUCAGACUUGUGAAAGAAAUAAAGUUAAAAGGGUGCUGGAAAAUAAAUUACUUCAGUUUCACAACAAUUUCUGUAA